Messenger RNA from Eremothecium sinecaudum, 345 nucleotides. It is a transcript of the gene RPL31B, whose product is annotated as 60S ribosomal protein eL31. The record is from RefSeq and is a predicted model, not a curated record. The coding region runs from base 1 to 345 and encodes 114 amino acids. Gene Ontology annotation, cellular component: cytosolic large ribosomal subunit; ribosome. Gene Ontology annotation, molecular function: structural constituent of ribosome. Gene Ontology annotation, biological process: cytoplasmic translation. The transcript has 2 exons. Lineage: Eukaryota; Fungi; Ascomycota; Saccharomycetes; Saccharomycetales; Saccharomycetaceae.
AUGGCUGGUUUGAAAGACGUUGUUACUCGUGAGUACACCAUCAACAUGCACAAGAGGUUGCAUGGUGUCUCUUUCAAGAAGAGAGCUCCAAAGGCCGUCAAGGAAAUCAAGAAGUUCGCCAAGUUGCACAUGGGUACUGAAGAUGUCAGAUUGGACCCAAGAUUGAACACUGAAGUCUGGAAGAAGGGUAUCAAGGGUGUUCCAUUCAGAAUGAGAUUAAAGAUCUCUAGAAGAAGAAACGAAGAAGAGAACGCUAAGAACCCAUUGUUCUCCUACGUUGAGCCAGUUUUGGUUUCCUCUGUUAAGGGUUUGCAAACCGUUGUUGUUGAGCAAGAAGAAGCUUAA